Messenger RNA from Pistacia vera, 1250 nucleotides. RefSeq names its product proteasome subunit alpha type-1-B-like. NCBI's taxonomy places the organism in Eukaryota, Viridiplantae, Streptophyta, Magnoliopsida, Sapindales, Anacardiaceae. Gene Ontology annotation, cellular component: proteasome core complex; proteasome core complex, alpha-subunit complex. Gene Ontology annotation, biological process: ubiquitin-dependent protein catabolic process. The record is from RefSeq and is a predicted model, not a curated record. Bases 190 to 1032 code for a protein of 280 amino acids. The transcript is spliced from 2 exons.
UUCAGUAAGUAGUGAGAAACCACAGUCGAAUAUACAAUGUCUCUGGCUUGAAGAGAAAGAAAACCCUUUUAAAUCCCUCCAAUUCCUUUCCCUUCUCUCUCAGAAAGAAGAGUGAUUUAGCUCAGACUUUCAUUCAUUGUCUCUCCAAACUUCAAAACGAAGACUUAGAUAAAAAAAAAACCCUAAAAAAUGUUCAGGAACCAGUACGACACGGACGUUACUACAUGGAGCCCUGCUGGCCGAUUAUUUCAGGUGGAGUACGCGAUGGAGGCGGUCAAGCAAGGCUCCGCUGCAAUAGGUCUCCGAUCCAAGACCCACGUGGUCUUGGGCUGCGUCAACAAGGCUAACUCCGAGCUCUCCUCUCACCAAAAGAAAAUCUUUAAGGUCGACGAUCACAUCGGCGUUGCAAUCGCCGGUUUAACCGCUGACGGCCGUGUUCUCUCUCGGUACAUGCGAUCCGAGUGUAUUAACUAUGGUUUCACUUACGAAUCUCCGCUCCCGGUGGGCCGCCUCGUGGUCCAGCUCGCUGACAAGGCUCAGGUCUGCACCCAACGCUCCUGGAAACGGCCAUACGGUGUUGGCCUUCUGGUAGGUGGCUUGGACGAGUCCGGAGCCCACCUUUACUACAACUGUCCAAGUGGGAACUACUUUGAAUAUCAAGCAUUUGCCAUUGGGUCCCGCUCUCAAGCUGCAAAGACAUACAUGGAACGGAGGUUUCAGAACUUUAUGGACUCUUCAAGGGAAGAUUUGAUCAAGGAUGCUCUCAUGGCAAUUAGGGAAACCUUGCAAGGAGAAACAUUAAAGAGUUCUAUUUGCACAGUUGCUGUGGUAGGAGUUGGGGAGCCAUUCCAUAUUUUGGAUCAGGAAACUGUACAAAAGUUGAUUGACACAUUUGAGAUUGCUGGAAAGGAAGAGGGUCCUGCUGCUGCUCCAGAGACUGCCGCAGAAGAAGGUGGUGUUGCCGCUGACCAGGGGGCUACCGCUGACCAGGGAGCUACCGCUGAUGAGGGUGUGGCUCCAAUGGACAUUUGAGGAAGCAAGACUCAGAAGCUGCAUUUCCGUCCUUGUUUUUAGAUGAGGUUUUUAAGCAUGUGUUUGCCAAGUUCAGUGGAUUAUGGGAUGGCAUCAUGAAAGACAUCAUUUCAUUGGAGUUUAAUUUUCUUAUUUUCUCUCAUAUGAUGCAAUUUAUCUUGCCUUAUUGAAAACAUUUUAAUGCUAGUCCCCAGUGAAGUUCAUACACCUUAAGCUAA